Molecule: messenger RNA, 6109 nt
Organism: Culex pipiens pallens (northern house mosquito)
Lineage: Eukaryota; Metazoa; Arthropoda; Insecta; Diptera; Culicidae
Exons: 7
Coding region: 135-6002 (1955 amino acids)
Molecular function (GO): monooxygenase activity; iron ion binding; heme binding
Source: RefSeq, a predicted model, not a curated record
AAAUUGAUGCGUCAUCAUUGAGUUGAUGGGCCAACCCGCGCAGAGUAAAGCAAAUUUAGCGAGAGAACGAAAAUACUUAAGCUGCCAGUCAACCCCGAAUUUCUCAAUCAAUCUCGCAUCGUCCGUGAACCGCGAUGGGUCUGUUGAGUGUAGUUCUGCUUAUUUUAGCAGGUGCGGCCGCCAUUCUGUUUACCUUCCUCAAAAGGCAGCAGCACUUUUGGAGAAGUUGUGGAAUUCCAGCGGCACGCAAGCCCCAACUGCUCACGGGAAAUGUCGCCGGUAUGGCCAGUACGGAACACAUGGCGAUUACGCUGCAACGGCUGUACCGUGAGUUCAAGCAGCGGGGACUGACGUUCGGAGGAUUCAACAGCUUCUUUGCGCCCACGAUUUUAUUGGUGGAUCCCGAGUUGGUCAAGCACGUGAUGGUGAAGGACUUUGGCGUGUUCCACGAUCGUGGAUUGUACGUCGAUCCGGAGGGGGAUCCGCUUAGUGGAAACCUGUUCAACCUGGAGGGCCACCAGUGGAAGGUGAUGCGACAAAAGCUAUCUCCGACGUUCACUUCCGGCAAGAUGAAACUCAUGUUCGAUACAGUGGCGUCGGUAGCUAAAGAAUUGAACCAAUUUGUCGACGAAAAUUGCCAUCGAGAAGACAUGGAGCUGCGAGAAGUGCUGCAGCGUUUCACGGUGGACGUGAUCGGGAAUGUCGCGUUUGGUAUCGAUUGUAACACGAUGAAGAAUCCGGAUUCGGACUUCCGAAAGAUGGGCAACAAAGCGUUCGCUUUGACGACGACAUCCGUGAUCAAGAGUUUCAUCGGAAUUCAGUUCAGAAGUUUGGCAAAGUUAAUGAAGAUGAAGAUAACCGACGACGAUGUGGAGCAGUUUUUCAUGGAACUGACCCGCAGUACGGUACAGAUGCGUGAACAAAACGGAUCACAGCGUAACGACUUUAUGAAGCUACUGCUGGAGAUCCGCGAUCAGGGAACGAUCUCUGACGCGCCGAAUUCGGCAGGCGAGGGUCUUACAAUGCGGGAGUUGGCCGCGCAGUGUUUUGUGUUCUUUUUGGCUGGAUUUGAGACUUCGUCGAGUACUAUGACCUUCUGCUUGUACGAGCUCGCAUUGAAUCCGGACGUGCAGCACCGUUUACGUGAGGAAAUCAAGGAGGCCUUGAACGAAGGAGGCGGACAUCUUACAUACGAAGCGCUCAUGAAAAUGGACUACUUGGAUCGCGUUGUUAGCGAAACUCUUCGGAAACAUCCCCCACUGGACAAUACGUUCCGAACGAAUGAAGUGGAUUACGUAAUACCUGGUACAAAUUACACCAUUCCAGCUGGUACGUUCGUCCAGAUUCCGAUCUACGCCAUCCAACGGGAUCCGGAUAACUUCCCCGAACCGGACAAGUUCGAUCCAGACCGAUUCCUCCCGGAAGCCGUGAAAAGUCGUCACCCGUACGCGUACAUACCCUUCGGCGAGGGUCCACGAAUCUGCAUCGGGAUGCGUUUCGGGCUGAUGCAGGCCAAGCUUGGUCUGGCAACCCUGCUUGCGAACUUCCAAUUCAGCAAAUCCCCAAGAACAUCUGUUCCGCUUGUAUACGAUCCCCCGUCCAUCACGCUCGGACCAAAAGGUGGGAUGUAUUUGCGAAUCGAGCGCGUUUCGGUGGCGCUACUGGUGGUAGCUUUAUUCGGGUUGUACAUUCGACGUAUUCUGCAGCUGAGAAGGGCGCACUGGUUAAGCCGGAGGAUCCCGUUCGUAGGAUGGCCGCACAUCUUGUUUGGAAAUGUUCGUGGCAUCUGGAGUGUGGAGCACUCCAGUACGAUGCAGCAACGGAUCUACCAGGAGUUGAAGGAGCGUAGACUAGCAGCCGGUGGUUUCAACGUGUUCUUCUCGCCAUCGAUCAUGGCGGUAGAUCCGGAGCUGAUCAAGCAGAUACUAGUCACCGAUGCUAACGUGUUUGACGAUCGCGGUUUGUACAGGGAUAAGCUGUGCGAUCCGCUGAACUACACGCUGUUCGGAAGCACCGGGGAGGUGUGGCAAGGUUUGCACGAGAACGCUAUGCGAUUGUUGACGGCGGAAUCGGUGAAGGGAAUGUUUGGACUGGUAGCGGGAGUUGCCGAUGAGCUACGGUUGCAGAUGUUGAAAACGAUCGAUCGUCAACAGCUGGAUAUUUACGAUUUGGCCGUGCGAUACUCGACUCAUGUGAUUGGGACUAGCGUGUUCGGAAUUCGGUGCCGAACGAUUCAGGUGGGAUGCACGGAAUUUCGUGAAAUGGGCAGACGUGCUAACGAGUUUACCAGCAUGGUUCUGUUCAAGCAGUGGCUCGGAGUGUCCUUCCCACGAUUUGCUAGGAUGGUUGGAUUGAAAAUGAUAGAUUCCCCCGUAGAAGAAUUCUUCAUCGGAUUAUGCAGAGCGACGGUGCUUCACCGGGAGAGCUAUGGCGUAGAGAAUGAUGACUUCCUGCAGAGUUAUAUACACUUGCGCAGAGAUCAACGGCUUUCCAUGGAAGAGUUAACCGCUCAGUGCUAUAGCUUUGUCAAAAACGGACUGGAAACAUGCUCUUCGGUUAUGACUUUCUGCCUGUACGAACUGGCCAGAGCUCCGGCUAUCCAGGAUCGUUUGCGCAAAGAGAUCAAUCAUUCCCUGGAAGAUACCGACGGCCAGUUGACGCACGAAGUGAUCAACUCGAUGACCUAUCUCGAUCAGGUCAUAAACGAAACCCUUCGAAAGUACCCUCCGGUGGACUAUCUGAUGCGCCGUUCCAAGACCACCUACAACCACAUUCCUGCGGGAACGCUGUUCAUAGUUCCAACGUACGCGCUGCACCACGAUUCUGACCACUAUCCCAACCCGGAAAAGUUCGAUCCUGAGCGAUUUGCACCAGGCGCGAUCCGCAAAAGACAUCCCUACAGUUAUCUACCGUUUGGAGCGGGUCCGCGGAACUGCAUUGGGGUACGAUUUGGAACGAUGCUGGUCAAGACGGGGAUUGUGACGAUGGUGCGCAGUUUUAGAUUUACGCGACGAGGUGGAGACGACGGGUUGCGGUUUAAGCCGAGUUCGUUGGUACUGAGUCCGGCUGAAGAUAGCAUAGGUUGUGUGGACCGUAACUUCACCUUCGGUGGGUACAGUUUCUUCACGAUUCCCUCGAUCAUGGUAGUAGACCCGGAACUGGUCAAGACCGUCAUGGUGAGGGAUUUCAACGUGUUCCACGAUCGAGGCAUCUACAAUGACCCAAAAUCGGAUCCACUGUCCGGCCACUUGUUUCUACUGGAGGGUGCACCGUGGCGAGCUCUGAGGCAAAAGCUGACCCCGACGUUCACUUCCGGCAGGAUGAAGUCCAUGUUUGGAACGAUUCUAGAGGUGGCUGAGGAGUUCCGAAAAUUCAUGGUAGAGAAUCAUGACCGUGGCAUACGUGAGCUGGAGAUGAAGGAUGUGCUGGCGAGGUUCACCACGGAUGUGAUCGGGACGUGUGCGUUCGGUUUAGAGUGCAAUACACUUGAGAAUCCAGACUCGGACUUUUUAAAGUAUGGUAGCAAAGUGUUUGAGCAAACGCCGUUCCAGCUAGCCAAGUUUAUACUGGCGUCCAUGUUUAAGGAGCAGGCGAAAAAGCUAGGCGUAAAAUUGACCGAUGUUGGUGUGGAAAGCUUCUUUAUGGGUAUAACUCGAGAAACGGUUGAAUACCGAGAGAAGAACAACGUCCAGCGGAACGAUUUCAUGAACCUGCUGCUUCAGAUCAAAAACAAAGGUCGGCUGAUGGAUCAGGCGGACGAACCUGGAACGAUGGACAAGGUGGAACCUGGUCUGACGAUUGAAGAGCUAGCCGCGCAGUGUUUUGUUUUCUUCGUUGCCGGAUUUGAAACGUCGUCUACGACGAUGAACUUUUGCCUGUACGAGCUUGCCAUGAACCCGGAUAUUCAAGAACGAUUGAGGGAUGAUAUCGAAAAGGCAAUCGCAGCUAAUGAUGGACAUUUAACUUAUGAAGUUGUUAUGGGAAUGCAGUACUUGGACAAUGUGGUAAACGAAACACUCCGCAAGUAUCCCCCUGUUGAAAGUCUCAACCGGAUUCCUCUGACCGAUUACACAAUACCCGGAACCAAUCACGUCAUCCCAAGCCAAACGAUGUUCCUGAUUCCGGUGUAUGCGCUGCAUCACGAUCCGGAAAUCUACCCGGACCCGGAACGUUUCGAUCCGGAUCGGUUCCUGCCGGAAGUGGUCGCUACUCGCCACGCGUACAGUUACCUUCCGUUUGGAGAAGGUCCUCGAAUUUGCAUCGGACUGCGCUUCGGAGUUAUGCAAACCAAGAUUGGCCUGAUUACACUGCUGCGAAGUUUCCGAUUCAAGCCAACUGCGGCUACACCAAAUCCGCUGGUUUUUGAUCCGAAGUCGUUUGUGCUAUCUCCGAUAGGCGUUGGCGCGCGAGAGGCGAGUCUCUCUCAACAACUCUCCACCGACUCGACAGUCUGCCGGCUGACAGUCGUUGUUCGCUCGUUGUCCAGAAUGGACGGACUGCAGAGUAUCUUUUUGGCGAUCGUCGUCACCCUGUUUCUCGGGCUCGUUACCUCAGCAUGGCUCUUCCUGGACAGACGACGCAAUUACUGGAAGACACGCAACUUUCCGUGCAGUAGCAAUCCGGUGCUGUUCUUUGGAGAUUACAAAGAUACCAACAAAACUGAGCACAUGUCCAGAACCAACCAGCGAUUGUAUCAAGAUUUCAAAGCUCGAAAGCUACCCGUUGGCGGGUCUAUUCUUUUUGUGAUGCAGUCAGCGAUCGUGAUCGAUCCUGAGCUGAUCAAGGCGAUUUUGGUGAAGGAUUUUUCCACAUUUCACGAUCGCGGAGUAUACAACAAUCCUGAAGUUGAUCCCCUAUCGGGACAUCUGUUUGCGCUGGAAGGUCAACCAUGGCGUCAGCUAAGGAUGAAACUGUCGCCGACGUUUACUUCGGGAAAGAUGAAGAUGAUGUUUGAGACGAUUAUGGGCGUGGCGGAAGAGCUGCGCAGUUACCUUGGUGAGAAAGUCGGUUCGGAAGGUUCGGCUGAAGUGAUGGUGAAGGAUUUGCUAGUUGGUUUCACCACGGAUGUCAUUGGAAGCUGUGCUUUCGGGCUUGAGUGCAACAGUUUACGCAGUGAAAAGUGUAAAGUUCGAGAGAUGGCCUUGCAAGUGCUUCAGCAGAGUAAGCUGCAGGUUUUAAAAAUGAUGUUCAUGAUGAUUUUCAAGGGGAUUGCUACGACGUUCAAGAUGCGGUCACUUCCGGGAGCUGUUGAAAAUUUCUUCAUUGAAUUGGUUCACAACACGGUUCAGCAGCGCGAGAAGAACAACGUUCAGCGUAAUGACUUUAUGAACUUGUUGAUUCAGCUGAAGAACAGUGAAGAUCCUGACGCGCGGAUAACCAUGGACGAAAUGGCUGCUCAGUCUUUUGUGUUCUUUCUGGCCGGAUCUGAAACUUCUUCGACGGCUAUGGUCAAUUGCAUGUACGAGUUAGCCAUGAAUCAGGACAUUCAAGACAAGCUGCGGAACGAAAUUACACGAGUUUGUGGUAAAGGAAAGCUUACCUACGAGGCGGUUAACUCCGUGGAGUAUCUUAAUAUGGUAAUUGACGAAACUCUUCGCAAACACCCAUCGGUGGACUUUCUCAUGAGGACGUCCAACAGAGACUUCCCCGUUCCCAACAGUGACCUCACGAUUCCCAAGGGCACAUUCCUGAUCGUCCCAACCUACGCGCUGCAGCACGAUCCCGAGUACUAUCCGGAUCCGGACCGGUUCGAUCCGGAGCGGUUCAACGAAGCCAACCGUGCAAGCCGGCAUCCGUUCGUGUAUCUGCCCUUUGGGGAAGGUCCCCGGAACUGUAUCGGCAUGCGCUUCGGCCUGAUGCAGAUCCGGGUUGGGCUGAUUACGAUGCUGCGCGAAUUCCGGGUGCUACCAAGCUCGAAUACCCCCGUACCGUUGGAACUGGAUGUGACGUCGAAUAUGCCCAUGCCAAAAGGAAGCGUUCCGCUGAUGCUGCAACGGAUUUAGGUUAUCGAGAAAAUUGGACAACACGAAAUUUUUAAUUGAAAAAACGCCCCUGUUCUAAUCCCAAAGAAUAGAAAGUUAAAUUGAAUAAAAUCUAAAUAUUGCCUACA